Penicillium argentinense is the source of this 948-nucleotide messenger RNA. RefSeq lists its product as uncharacterized. The record is from RefSeq and is a predicted model, not a curated record. NCBI's taxonomy places the organism in Eukaryota, Fungi, Ascomycota, Eurotiomycetes, Eurotiales, Aspergillaceae. The transcript has a single exon. The coding region runs from base 1 to 948 and encodes 315 amino acids.
AUGGGCCGAUCUCUUGUCAAAACUGCUCUUUCACGCAAUGAUCUUGUGAGUGCAGUCGGUCGAACAUACGAAAAUAGUCCUGAGUGCAUGAAAGAGCUAGAGGACGAACAUGAGAAUUGCUUGGGGCUGCUCUGUGAUGUUCGGGCUCGGGAAACCGUAAAACGAGUUAUCGAGCAGACGAUUGCUCGAUUCGGCCACAUCGAUGUCAUUGCGAACUGUUCAGGCUACGGGGUUAUUGGGGCCUGUGAGGACCAGGACGAAUUUGAUAUUCGGAAUCAGUUUGAGACCAACUUCACGGGCACCCUGAACAUGAUCCAGUUGUCGCUGCCGCACUUCCGCGAACGGCGGGCCGGUCGGUAUUUGAUCUUCAGUUCGACGUCUGGAGCUCUCGGGGUGCCAGGUCUGGGGCCAUACUGCGCCUCUAAAUACGCGGUCGAAGGCUUGAUGGAGAGUAUGCUGUACGAGGUCGACAGCUUCAACAUCAAGGGCACACUGGUGGAGCCCGGCCAUAUGCGCCGGGACGAUAUCGGGGACCUCGUGUCGCCUUCUGUGAUGGCCAACAACCCCUCCGAACACAAUCUCUCCUCACCACUCCCGCUUUAUGGCCAUUUCUUGGUGAAACCACCCAGCGAACCAUACAACACCACCACUUCACCCGCUGCUCACGCUCGUCGUAUGCUCAUGUGGCUAGGUGACAAGCAACCGGCGUCGGCUGUCAAGGCUGCUCACUUAGUGUGGGAGCUUGGUCACUGCUCUUAUCCUCCUUUGCGCUUGAUUCUCGGUACGUAUGCUGUCGAGAGCAUUCGCGACCGUUUGAAGUGUAUCAUUGAGGAAAUUGAAGACUGGAAGCAUCUGAGUUUUCCACUUGGCGAAUCACAGCCGGCUCCUGUGCCCCGAGAAAGGGCAUCGACUGUUGGAGAUGGAAACGAGGGCGAUAAUCCGUCAUGA